CCGGGAAGCGGCGGGGGCCGCCGCGGGUCCGUUUGCCGCCCGUGUCUGCGCGGUGGCGGGCGGCGGCGGGGCCGUGGCCAUGGCAGCGGGCGGUGCCGCGGGGCCCGGCCCGGCCCAGGUGCGGCGCGGCCAGACCAUAUAACGGCGGCCCGGCGGGGGGCUGACGCGCCUUGGUGCUCCGCAUCUGCUGCGGCCUCGGGGGAUGUGCUUCUGUUAAGACCAGCAGAGCAACAACAGGCAAAAUGACAGCUGUAAGGUAUGAACAAGGGGCAGAGCUGACAGAAGUGUCCAGCUCUCCAACAGCAGGGGAGCCCACGGUGAAGAUUGAUGAUGGUCGUGAUGAGGAUAAUGAACCAGACAGCUGUUCCAAUUCGAUGCGGAGAAAAAUUGCCCCCUUUGUGAUGUCAUUUGGAUUCAGAGUAUUUGGAGUUGUGCUUAUCAUUGUGGACAUUAUAGUUGUUAUUGUGGAUCUGGCUAUCAGCGAGAAGAAGAAAGGUGUUAGAGAGAUUCUUGAAGGUGUUUCCCUGGCAAUUGCACUCUUCUUUCUCGUUGAUGUUCUCCUGAGGGUGUUUGUUGAAGGCUUCAAGAACUAUUUCCGGUCCAAACUGAAUAUUUUGGAUGCAUUCAUAGUGGUAGGCACUCUGUUAAUUAACAUGACAUACUCCUUCUCAGACCUUGCUGCAGCAGAUCAGAUACCAAGAAUGGUUACUUUCCUCCGAGUUCUGAGAAUUGUCAUCUUAAUAAGAAUAUUUCGCCUGGCUUCACAAAAGAAGCAACUUGAAGUGGUGACCAGGAGAAUGGUCUCUGAAAACAAAAGGCGUUAUAUGAAAGAUGGCUUUGAUCUGGAUCUCACUUACGUUACUGAUCGCAUUAUUGCAAUGUCAUUUCCAUCCUCUGGGAAGCAGAGUUUCUAUCGGAACCCUAUAGAGGAAGUUGCCAGGUUUUUGGACAGCAAACAUGGAGACCACUAUAAAGUCUACAAUCUCUGCAGUGAGAAAGGCUAUGACCCCAAGUACUUCCACUACAGGGUGGAACGGAUCUUUAUUGAUGACCACAAUGUCCCAGCACUACAGGACAUGCUGAAUUUCACUGCCAGUGUCCGUGAAUGGAUGAGUGAGGAUGAGAAGAACAUCAUAGCGAUUCACUGUAAAGGAGGCAAAGGCAGGACUGGAACAAUGGUCUGUACCUGGCUCAUAGACAGUGACCAGUUUGAGAGUGCAAAGGAAAGUUUGGACUACUUUGGAGAGAGAAGAACAGAUAGAAGCACAAGUACCAAGUUUCAGGGAGUUGAAACUCCGUCCCAGAGUAGGUAUGUUGGGUAUUAUGAGAUCCUGAAAAACAAGUAUAACUUGAAACUCCCACCAGAGAGACAACUCAAAAUAAAAAACCUCAAAAUCCACUCUAUACAUGGAGUUGGGAAAGGCAAUGGAACUGACAUGAAGGUGCAGAUAAUAGUGAAGAAGCAAGUUGUGCUAGAAUGUGUAUGUGCCAGUCAAGGAAACUGCAAGCUCUUCUUUGAUUCUGAAAGUGACUCGGUAGUCAUUGGCUUGGAAAACAGCCCUGUUCUAAGUGGUGAUGUGAAAGUCAGAUUUGAAUCUCGUUCUGAUCUCCCAAAAGGCUAUGAUGACUGCCCAUUCUUCUUCUGGUUCAACACUUCCUUUAUUGAAAAUAACAGACUCUACCUUCCCAGGAAUGAGCUGGAUAACCCUCACAAGUCUAAAACAUGGAAAGUCUAUAGUGAGACAUUUGCUGUGGAGGUGAACUUUGUUGAAGCAUAAGGGAAAGCUGGAAGAAGGGAAACAUGUAAAAUCAAUCUCUUUCCCUGGAGAAUGUCUUGCUGUUUCAGUAUGAAGUGAAGCAGUUUCAUUUUGAUGUACUUAAAUGUAUUUCUGUGUAGAUACAACUUCUCAAAUAAACUUACACAAAGUUCUGUUGUGCAGAGCAA
Molecule: messenger RNA, 1945 nt
Organism: Colius striatus (speckled mousebird)
Lineage: Eukaryota; Metazoa; Chordata; Aves; Coliiformes; Coliidae
Product: phosphatidylinositol 3,4,5-trisphosphate 3-phosphatase TPTE2
Exons: 19
Coding region: 243-1778 (511 amino acids)
Biological process (GO): transmembrane transport; monoatomic ion transport; protein dephosphorylation
Cellular component (GO): cytosol; membrane
Molecular function (GO): protein tyrosine/serine/threonine phosphatase activity; monoatomic ion channel activity; phosphatidylinositol-3,4,5-trisphosphate 3-phosphatase activity
Source: RefSeq, a predicted model, not a curated record